This is a messenger RNA of Malassezia pachydermatis, 1068 nucleotides long. RefSeq names its product rrna processing protein rrp7. The transcript is spliced from 3 exons. Bases 1 to 1068 code for a protein of 355 amino acids. Gene Ontology annotation, cellular component: CURI complex; UTP-C complex. Gene Ontology annotation, molecular function: nucleic acid binding. NCBI's taxonomy places the organism in Eukaryota, Fungi, Basidiomycota, Malasseziomycetes, Malasseziales, Malasseziaceae. The record is from RefSeq and is a predicted model, not a curated record. Gene Ontology annotation, biological process: rRNA processing; ribosomal small subunit assembly.
AUGAGCCAUCGUGACGUGCUACAUGGGUUUGUAGCACUCCCGAUUGCCUACGGCGGCAAGAAAGAGGGAUACAAACCCGUUCAUUACAUGUAUAUACGUCGCCAUACGGGGGCCGGAGACGAUCCUGCACGCCCUGCUGGACGUACUAUGUUUGUCGUGAAUCUGCCUGUAGAUGCGACACGAGGCACGCUGCGAGAGAUGUUCCGCAAGGCUGGUGCUGUCGAGUCGGUGUCUAUUCACAAUGUGCACAGUGCGCAUCGCGCGGAAGAAGAUGAAAGUGAGGACGAGGAGGACGAGGGCCCAACGCCCUUGCCUACGACAUCGAACGACAAGCGUGGGUCAAAGGCGCCGCCACCUGUUCAGCCUCUCCCAUCGCUGGAUCCCAAUACCUUGCUAGGGUCAUGCUCUAAUGCCCAUAUUGUGUUCCUCGAUGCCAGCUCGCUGGAUCGUGCGAUGCAAUGGCCCGAAAAAUGGGCCGCGAAGCCCUAUGUGUGGCCGCAUGCAGGCGCGCCGACCAUGGACGAGGAUGAGGAUGACAUGCCUGGAUCCAAGCCACAACGACGUCGUGCUCCACGUGAAACUCGCUAUACCGGAUUAGCAUACCUGCUUGAUCGGUACCGCCGGCAUCGCCCAGCGCAUGAGAAAAUCAAGCAGCAUGUGGACUCGGCCAUUGCGCGGUAUACGUGGAUCCGUGAGCACCCACAAUGGCUCUUGGAGCAGCGGCAACAAGGUGAUACAACGUCGAGUUUGGGUGUUGGAAUCCAAGCUGCGAGUGUCGGUCCAAAUGGCGAGUUGCUGGACGAGGACGGCUUUGUGAUUGUGCAGAAAGGCAACAAAUAUGGCCGAUCAGGUGGUGAUGACAAUACCUUUGCAGCGAUUACGCCCGAGUUUGAAGAGAUGCUGCGACAGAACCCGGAUAAGAAGAAAUCGAAGGAACUUUCCGACUUUUACCGCUUCCAGUUCCGUGAGAAGAAGCGGCAACAAUUUGCUACGCUGCGUGCGCAAUUCGAGGCGGACAAACAAAAAGUGGCACAGCGCAAGGCGUCGUUCCGCUUUAAGCCCUAUUGA